AUGUCUCUACCACAGCUGAACAGUCUUUCAGCAUGCCACAAAUUCCUAACCACCCAACCCGCCUCGGAAAUCGCCGAUCAACUCCUCCACGACCAAGAUCUUUGUCGAUCUGGCGGUGUUCCAUCCCCCCUUGUCUAUUGCCUGCCCCAGGACUCUGACCACAUAAUACGAGCUUUGAAUGAUGCCGAUCUCAAAGUCCCCAUGCCCAUUGCGCGCAUGAGGUUCGCCAGCAUCGUCUCCGGAAUAAAAUCGUACCUCGUUGAACUCCCUUCAUGGGAGUCAACGGAUACGCUCGAAAUCCCCGAACAUAUGAUCCCCACCGACGCUGAUUUUAAUGCAGCGCUGAAAGUCCUGGCUUACCUCCGAUUACCCCACAUUAAAGCGCUUCCCGAUCCACUGACGCCGCUACGGCAAGUAACUGAGGUCAUCCAGACACAACUCUUGCUGGGCUCUGAUCUCCGACACGCCUCACGCAAAAAAAUUACCAAAAGGCGUUGCUACAUGUGCCAGUACAACAUUCAUUCUCCACACAAAUUCUACGCAGCGCUCUGUAACCCAUGCGGGGAGUUUAAUAUCUCUUCUUCAGAGCAAUCUCUUCCCCCCAACCUUGAUCUGAAAGGGAAGACCGCGUUAGUCACAGGGGGCCGCGUAAACCUCGGUUAUUACACGGCAUUGCGACUUUUACGCUGUGGGGCGAAUGUGGUCGUAUCUACACGGUAUCCUUUCGAUGCGCAAACGCGUUAUUUGGGAGAGGAAGACGCUGAGAAGUGGAAAGGGAGGCUGAAGAUUGUUGGGGCCGAUUUUAGGACUGCCAAGGAUGUUUUCGGGCUUGUCAAGGCCCUGAAGUCGUGCUUGGAGGAGUGGGCUGCGACUGAGGGCGAUGUGACGUCUUAUGGGAAGCUGGACAUAUUGAUCAACAAUGCAGCGCAAACGCUCACGGACGCCGUGGAAACGGAAGGUCAGAAUAUUUUAUUGGAGGAGGGAUUGAGUAACUUGGGUGAGCAGGGGGUGGUGGUUGACGCGAAUUAUAGGGCAAGAGUGAGAGGCGGGGUGCAGGGAUACCAUAUCGAACUUCCUUCCCGGGAGGGAUUAAUGUUGAAAAGCGCGGAAGGGGAAUUAGACAGCAAGCUCGCGGUUUCUGUCAACACCAACGCGCUCGGAGAUUCAUCCUGGGUCCAAAGGAUCAAUGAAAUCCCUUACGAGGACGUUGUCUCUGCGCUUAGCGUCAACACAUUUGUGCCAUUCAUCCUGCUCCGCGAAUUACUCCCUCUAAUGUCGAUUAAAUCGGAUGCUCCAAGCAUCGGGAAACCUACACUAAAUCCAUCGGGCUACGUUAUCAACGUCUCCUCGCGUGAGGGAAUUUUUGAGAACGAACCAAAACAUCCAUACAAGGCUGGGCGGCAUGUUCACACUAACAUGUCCAAAGCCGCCUUGAACAUGUUGACCGAGACGGAAGCCUCCACUGCAUGGAAAAAAUGUAAGGUUGCGGUGAAUUCGGUGGAUCCAGGGUACAUGAGUGCCGAUCCGGUGUGGCAAGAAAUUGUGGGGAGGAAAGGGGAGAAGUGCCCGAUCGGGUGGGAAGACGGGGCCGGAAGAGUGUUGUGGCCUAUUGCAAAAGGGGAGAAGGGCGAGGUCAUUUGGGGGAGAUUUUUGAAGCAUUUUAGAGAGGUGCCAGGAACUGGGCCGAACUUCUAA
Molecule: messenger RNA, 1695 nt
Organism: Laccaria bicolor S238N-H82
Lineage: Eukaryota; Fungi; Basidiomycota; Agaricomycetes; Agaricales; Hydnangiaceae
Exons: 1
Coding region: 1-1695 (564 amino acids)
Source: RefSeq, a predicted model, not a curated record